Messenger RNA from Pungitius pungitius (ninespine stickleback), 3429 nucleotides. It is a transcript of the gene bmpr1ba, whose product is annotated as bone morphogenetic protein receptor, type IBa. The transcript has 11 exons. The record is from RefSeq and is a predicted model, not a curated record. Lineage: Eukaryota; Metazoa; Chordata; Actinopteri; Perciformes; Gasterosteidae. Bases 574 to 2325 code for a protein of 583 amino acids. Gene Ontology annotation, biological process: BMP signaling pathway; cellular response to growth factor stimulus; protein phosphorylation. Gene Ontology annotation, molecular function: ATP binding; SMAD binding; transforming growth factor beta receptor activity, type I. Gene Ontology annotation, cellular component: plasma membrane; signaling receptor complex.
CACCUCUGUGGCCACCCCAGAUCUGAUAGGUUGUUGGUCAAGUUCGUCAACACAAGAAACAAGAGAAAUGCUGUCAAUCAAUGAUGACAGCUGAACAACUGAUUUAGGGUCAGUUUUACAUUUUUAACUAACACAGUAAUGGUCGUACUGAGGCUGUGAGAGCUGACUUCUGUUCAGCGGACGUUUGGCCACGCAGGUCACGUGACCCACGAGAUGAUUGCGCUGCACCUGCCGCUGCUCCGUGAAGCACGAGGACGGUCACAGUUUACUACAGCGACGACACAACAACGAUAAAAACGCCGGAAUCUGUCGACUGAGAGGGUUGCUACUGUCAGUCUGGGUUGGAGGACGAUCUGCUGCCAUUGCCGGUGUGUUUUGUGUGCCUGGUGUGGACUUUCUCACGUUGUGGCGGACCAACGCGCUCACAUACAGGAGCUCGCAUACCCGGCACUCCUCCUCCCGGCCGCUCUCACUGGCCCUCACACACUCGCCCUCGGAGGGAGAGGCAGAGCGUUGGUGGAGGACCCGGUCGGGGUUGCACUGGGCUGAAGAGAGGAGCAACACACUCUUACCAUGCCAGUGCAGGGAGACAGGCUGAAGCGCUGUCUCACCCUCUGCCUCUGCAGCCGGAGUCCUCUGCUGUUGCUCGGACUCUUCUGUCUUCACACUCAAGCACAGGGCAAUAUAUUGGACAGUAUGCUACAGAGAGCAUCCAGUAAGGAGUCAGGGGAGAGUGGGAAGGAGACCAGUGGCAGCGCAGCUCCUUCUCUGUCCCUCCAACGACUAUUGUGGUGUCACUGCUACCACCACUGCCCCGAAGACUCAACCAAUAAUACAUGCAGGACUGAUGGCUACUGUUUCACGAUGGUGGAGGACGACGGAGGCGUGGCGGUCCAAACCGCGGGAUGCCUCGGCCUCCGGGGGUCAGAGUUUCAGUGUAGGGAGAUGGGGAACUCUCGUCAACGGAGGUCACUGGAGUGCUGCACGGACGAGGAUUACUGUAACAAAAACCUGCAUCCUAUACUGCCGCCACUCAAACCACCUCUCUAUGUAGAUGGAAAGAUCCACAACGUGGCCUUGACGAUCUCCGUCAUUGUGUGCAGCGUUAUACUGGCUGUCAUUAGCGUCUUCUGCUACUUCAGGUAUAGGCGCCAGGAGUCUCGCCCGCGCUACAGUAUUGGUCUGAAGCAGGACGAGACCUACAUCCCCCCUGGAGAAUCUCUGAGGGACCUGAUAGAGCAGUCGCAAAGCUCUGGCUCAGGCUCGGGGCUCCCUCUGUUGGUGCAGCGAACGAUAGCCAAGCAGAUCCAUAUGGUGAAGCAGAUCGGCAAGGGGAGGUACGGAGAGGUGUGGAUGGGCAGAUGGAGAGGAGAAAAAGUGGCCGUUAAAGUCUUCACUACCACUGAGGAGGCCAGUUGGUUCAGGGAGACUGAGAUUUACCAAACCGUCCUAAUGAGACAUGAGAACAUACUGGGUUUUAUAGCUGCUGACAUUAAAGGAACCGGCUCCUGGACCCAACUGUACCUAAUCACGGACUACCAUGAAAAUGGCUCUUUGUACGAUUACCUGAAAUCAACUACUCUAGACAACAAAGCCAUGCUGCGACUCGCCUACUCCUCUGUCAGAGGCCUCUGUCACCUGCACAACGGGAUCAUAGGCACCCAGGCCAAACCGUCCAUCGCUCACAGGGACCUGAAGAGUAAGAACAUACUGGUGAAAAGAAACGGCACCUGCUGUAUAGCUGACCUUGGGCUGUCGGUCAAGUUCAUCAGUGACACCAAUGAGGUAGACAUUCCUCACAACACUAGAGUGGGUACGAAGCGCUACAUGCCUCCGGAGGUCCUGGAAGAGACUUUGGACAGAAGUAAAUUGAAGUCGUACCUAAUGGCCGACAUGUACAGCUUUGGGCUCAUUCUCUGGGAGAUCGCCCGUCGUUGUGUUUCAGGAGGUAGAGUUUAUUUUUUAUUUUUUUUACAAACACCUUCUGAAAGUCACUUACACAAACGUGUCGUUUUUUGGAGAUUUUGUCACAUUGACAGAGCCUGUGUUUUCUAUGUAUUGGUUGAAGGGAUUCUUGAAGAGUACCAGUUGCCGUACCACGAGUUGGUUCCUACGGACCCUUCCUAUGAAGACAUGAGAGAGGUGGUCUGCAUCAAGAGACUACGGCCCUCCUUCCCAAAUCGAUGGACCAGCGAUGAGUGUUUGAGGCAGAUGGGGAAGCUGAUGACAGAAUCCUGGGCCCACAACCCGGCCAACCGCCUCACAGCCCUUCGGCUCAAAAAGACACUCGCCAAGAUGUCAGAAUCGCAAGACAUUAAGCUGUGAGCCGGCGCAUUAGCGACCACACCAUCCUUUUUCCUGGGAACAGAAGGCGGGUCGUGGAGCAAGAUCCCCAGUAGAAGAUGCUCCGGAUUGCACACUCUACACACAUGACGCCCACAGGUCACGUCCCUGGAAAAUGUGUUUUUCAGGCCUCCGAUGGUUGUACAACUGUAACUAAAACGGAUCAAAACAAUCUGGCCCCUCGUGGCCCCGCGUUGUGUCCAUCAGAGAAGAUGCAACGCUCUCAUUUCAAACUAACUCAAACAUGAUUGAGUUUAAAUUGGCACUGUAGCUGCAGAAAAACGCAAACAAGCUACUGAUCAGUGAGUGAAAUACUUGUAUCACUGCUUUCUAUGAAAGCUUCCAUGCCUGUAGACCGAGGUCCAAUCGAUGUGCUUUGAAGCAGCCCGUUACCUCCCAUCAAAACACUGUCAACCCACUACUGCCUUUAUGUUCUACACACACUUUUGUCAUUCUCAAAUUGACUAAUUUUACAAUGACUGACACUAAGUGGCAGAAAAAAAGGUCUACUCCUGAGGCUUUCAAAGUGUAAAAACUAUUUUUGAGUUGUGAAAGGAUAUGAAAGUUGAAAAAAAGCUCAUUUUCUAUGUAAAACUAACCUUAGUGAAAAAUAAAGUUUACAUGUCCAAACAAAUUCUGAAUUGAGGCUCUUACGUGCUCCUGUGUUUCUGGUAAUGAGACGGGUGAAGCAGAGCGAGGCCACCUGUAGGUACAGAAGAAGAGAAACCGUUGCACACUAACUGCAGUGAUAACUUCUUGCUUGAUUAUGUUGUGAUUUACUGUAAAUGUGUGGAUUUUUUGCCAGUGUUAGUUUAAUUGUGUCACAAGUUGUUGUGCUUUAGUCAACUUAAGAUGCAACAGUCAUGCACACAAUAUUGUGGGAAAAAAACACCUAUCAAACCCCCUGGAACCUGUAAAUAUGAAAAACUAUCAAUUCCCCCAUUGAUUUGGUUCUUUAUUGAUAGCAGAUUUAUUGUUGGUUGAAAUUAGUACAUACAGCCAGUGGUUUACGUUUUAAUGUUCACCCUUAACUGAAAAAGAAACCCUCAACUGUCAAACUAUUUGUAAACCGUAAAUAAAUUGAAU